Aspergillus chevalieri is the source of this 2364-nucleotide messenger RNA. It is a transcript of the gene LSB6, whose product is annotated as 1-phosphatidylinositol 4-kinase LSB6. Gene Ontology annotation, biological process: endosome organization; phosphatidylinositol phosphate biosynthetic process; Golgi organization. The coding region runs from base 1 to 2364 and encodes 787 amino acids. NCBI's taxonomy places the organism in Eukaryota, Fungi, Ascomycota, Eurotiomycetes, Eurotiales, Aspergillaceae. Gene Ontology annotation, cellular component: fungal-type vacuole membrane; trans-Golgi network; lysosomal membrane. The record is from RefSeq and is a predicted model, not a curated record. The transcript has 2 exons. Gene Ontology annotation, molecular function: 1-phosphatidylinositol 4-kinase activity.
AUGCCGAAGAAGAACCGACCUGCGACAUCGGGCUAUGCCCGUCUCGCACAGGAGGAGGAUAGACAUGAAUUCUACAAUUAUGAUGAUUCCGAAGACGACGACCUUCACGGAGUUAAUUCCAGCAUUGUUUCCCAAUCCGCCCCUCGAUAUGCCCCCAUAUCCUCUCGAACCCAGAUGCACGGGCUCUCCACGCCUCCCGAGUAUCGACGAAGACAUAGUGGUCAUUACCAUCGACGAGGACGCAGGAACUCCGGCGUGGACAUCAAAGCCAUCAACGCGCGUCUUGAACGUUGGGCAGAGGAAAUCGCCUCCAAGUUCAAAAUCAACAAGGUUAAGGGGAAAACGCUAGAGGAGGAGAAGCUGGAAAUUUACCACUCCGUUUUUCAACCUCCAGAGGGUGUUCGACCGGUCACUGCGGAGACGCUCGAGUCCGAGGAGAUGGAAGGCGCCGCACGGCGAGCGCGGGCUGAGUUCGAGGAUGUGGUGGAAAGUGUCCGCGUGGCGAUCGAAUUAGGAACUCAUCCUCGCAUGAUUUCCCAGGGAAGUUCCGGUAGCUACUUUGCGCGCAACACCGAAGGAAAAGUGGUGGGCGUCUUCAAACCCAAGGAUGAGGAACCCUAUGCUUCUCGCAACCCGAAGUGGACCAAGUGGAUUCACCGGAACUUGUUCCCGUGCUUCUUUGGACGGGCGUGUUUGAUUCCCAACCUUUCUUACGUAUCGGAAGCAGCGGCUUAUGUCCUUGACGCGCGUCUACAGACUCACAUGGUCCCUUACACCGACAUCGUCUGGUUAUCCUCGAAGUCAUUCUUCUACGACUUCUGGGACCGGAGAAAAGCCUGGAUGGGCAAGAAACAGCUUCCUCCCAAGGUAGGCAGUUUCCAAGUUUUCCUCAAGGGAUACAAGGAUGCGAAUAUAUUCCUGCGAGAACACCCAUGGCCCGACCAAACCAACACUGGGUUCCGUGCGGAGGACGCACCGAAACGUAAGAAGCGGCCAUGGAACGAGGCUUGUCGCCCAUCAGGGAUCCAUUCGGAUGAUGAGGAUGAAGAUGAAUACGCAGACGGUGAUGUGCCGUCGCCGUCGCCACGAGAACAGAGCAACGAGCGCCGAUUCCAGUGGACCGAAGGACUUAAACAAUCUUUCAGAGAAGCGCUGGAAAAACUUGUCAUUCUUGACUACAUUAUGCGCAACACAGACCGUGGUCUGGAUAAUUGGAUGAUCAAAAUCGACUCGUUAUCAGAGGAGGUCUCUAUUGUGGCUGAUCCUCCGAAGUCGAACGGGAACAGUCCGCAGCCAGGUGAUGACGAAGAUGAUGACUACUUGCGUCCAGCACAACCUGUUUCCUUGAAUCCAAACCAAAAUCAAAGUACCAGCGCAUCCUAUCCUUACAAACGACAUGAAACCAUGGUUGCUAUAAGCCGCACCGGGACACCUUUGAGUGGACAACAAGAGCCGCCGGUUUCGAUUCAGAUCGGUGCCAUUGAUAACAGUUUGUCAUGGCCAUGGAAGCAUCCUGACGCAUGGCGAAGCUUCCCCUUUGGAUGGCUAUUUCUUCCCGUCUCCCUUAUCGGACAACCGUUCUCGCAACGCACGAGGGAUCAUUUCUUACCGCUUCUGACUUCGACGGCAUGGUGGAGUGGCACACAGAUGGCUCUCCGGAAAAUAUUCGCGCAGGACGACGAUUUCAAGGAGAGCAUGUUUGCCCGACAGAUGGCCGUCAUGAAGGGUCAAGCUUGGAAUGUCGUAGAGACUUUGAAGCAUCCGGACCAUGGUCCUUUGGAACUGACAAGGCGGACGCGGGUGUGUGUCUGGGAUGACUUGGUGGAUGUUCCCGUUGCAAUUCCUCUCCGCGCCCCGUCGACGGAUGCGCAAAAACGCAAGGCGCGACAAUACGACCCAGACAAUGAGGAGAUGGAUAUUGGUGCGGCCAUGUCGUUGCAAUCUGACCACGACCUCUUGGGUCUCGGAUCACCAUCAAGUGAACUUCCCAACCCGAACCGGUUCGAACUUGCCCGUGAUCAAGGCGAACCGAGUAAUCUUGGUGGCAGUCCUGCAACAAUCGGUGCGCAUGAGGUCAACCGGGAUAGUAUUGAUGGACUGGGCGCCAACGGGAGAGACCUGGACAGGAGUUGGGCUACUCUCCCUCCUCGGUCCCAUACUAAAUCUGCCAGUGUUGGCGGUCACCGCAAGAAUGACUCGCUCUCGACUGUCCGCAACCAGGCGGCCUUUGUGUUUGGCAGCGAUGAUCUGGAAGGUGAUCUGGGGUACGCUGCCGCAGAAGGUAUGGAAGGGAACCAACGCAAGGUCAUUGUGGAACGAAUAGAGGCUGUUAAGAGCAAGAACCCGGUUUUCACGUGGUGCUAG